This is a messenger RNA of Geosmithia morbida, 510 nucleotides long. Its product is annotated as Surfeit locus protein 5 subunit 22 of Mediator complex. Gene Ontology annotation, cellular component: mediator complex. The coding region runs from base 1 to 510 and encodes 169 amino acids. The transcript is spliced from 3 exons. Gene Ontology annotation, molecular function: transcription coregulator activity. NCBI's taxonomy places the organism in Eukaryota, Fungi, Ascomycota, Sordariomycetes, Hypocreales, Bionectriaceae. The record is from RefSeq and is a predicted model, not a curated record. Gene Ontology annotation, biological process: regulation of transcription by RNA polymerase II.
AUGGAACGCUCACAGCCCUCCCAGGGCAAUCUCAUGGCUCUGACAUUUGAACCUCCAGAUACCCAUGAGCGCCUGGUAGCCGACAUCCUCACCCGCUACCGCACCAUCCUCAUGCUAGCUACCAUCCAGGCAGAGGGGGACAAGGCAAAUACCAAACCCCAGGCUAUAGCCGUGGCCGGCAUCUCCUUGCGCAUGGAAUUUGACGGAUUGUACUCUUCUGUCAAGGAACUACUCUCUCUCUCACGCAAGAUGAAGGAACUCUGGGUCUUUGGCCCUCUGGGCGGCGACGACGCAGAUGCCCGCGCAAGGAGGGAGGAGCGGAUCGAGACGAAUGUCGGCCGCGUUGCCGAUAUGCUCGGCCGUCUUCAGGAUGAUAAGAUGAGGAGCCUCGCCGAGGAGUGGGGGGGAUCAUGGGCACCUCUAAAGACUGAUGGUGGGGAGAACCAGAACCAGAACCAGACUCAGUUGGCGGCUACAGUUUCCACAGCCGACGGGACCGGUGCUGCCUAG